Histoplasma mississippiense is the source of this 351-nucleotide messenger RNA. RefSeq lists its product with no specific name. The record is from RefSeq and is a predicted model, not a curated record. The transcript is spliced from 3 exons. The coding region runs from base 1 to 351 and encodes 116 amino acids. NCBI's taxonomy places the organism in Eukaryota, Fungi, Ascomycota, Eurotiomycetes, Onygenales, Ajellomycetaceae.
AUGAACACGCAGCUCCUUUCAAAGUGUUGCUCAGGAAUUCUUAGUAGCCUGCUUCAACCUUCUAGGUCGGGCGCUAUUGGGCUGGUAAAGCCAGCACCGCCUAAGUCAUAUUCUACAUCCGUUCUCAGCCUUCGUACUUUUGCACGCAGUGGCUUGCGGCAGCCAGGAUUACGCUGUAGUGGAAACAUGAUACUGUGGGUGUCAGGGGUAUUUGACAUCACACAGCCACAGAUCGAACUAUCCCGCGUCGAUGAGUCAGUAAAUGUGACUGAGCAAAUCACGAAAACGCAAGAAAUGAAAGAAAUGAUCAUGCGCAGGGCCUCGGGUAGUCAAAUCAAGUAUCUUCUUUGA